Molecule: messenger RNA, 2050 nt
Organism: Thamnophis sirtalis
Lineage: Eukaryota; Metazoa; Chordata; Lepidosauria; Squamata; Natricidae
Gene: RAB20
Product: RAB20, member RAS oncogene family
Molecular function (GO): GTPase activity; GTP binding
Source: RefSeq, a predicted model, not a curated record
UCCGAAGAACUCCAGGAGCGCCAGGAGGACGGGGAAGGCUGCGCCAUCACGCCCGGCGGGACAACAUGAAGCCCGACGGAAAGGUGGUGCUGUUGGGCGACAUGAACGUGGGCAAGACGUCCCUGCUCCACCGCUACAUGGAGCGGCGCUUCCAGGACACCGUCAGCACCGUCGGGGGCGCCUUCUACCUCAAGCAGUGGGGCCCCCACAACAUCUCGGUUUGGGACACGGCAGGUCGGGAGCAGUUCCACGGCCUUGGGUCCAUGUACUGCCGAGGAGCAGCAGCUGUCAUUCUCACAUAUGAUGUAACUAACUUACAGAGCAUGGUGGAACUUGAGGAUAGAUUCUUGGCAUUAACAGAUUCCGCCAGCCCAGAUUGUCUCUUUGUUAUUGCUGGGAACAAAGUUGACCUGACAGAUGCAGGUGCCUCUUUGCCAGAAUCAGAAGACAAGCAUCAGUUUGAGAAACCCUCCAACAGUUCCAUUUCUACAAAGGUGAAAAAACAAGUCCAUAUGAAUGAUGCUGCUGCAUUUUAUAGGAAAAUCCUCAAGUAUAAAAUGUUGGAUGAGGUAAAUGCUCCAGCAGCAGAAAAAAUGUGUUUUGAAACUAGUGCGAAAACUGGUUAUAAUGUGGACCAUCUUUUUGAAAAUGUAUUUGAAAUGAUACUACCGGUAAUUUUGCAACAAAAAGCUGAAGGCUUGCCACAAACAGUAGACUUAAAUAACUGCAAGACUGCUAAAAACACACACACUGCAUGCUGCAGAUAACUCUGAAUGCAUUUUUACACCAAUUGAAGGACAAUGCAGAAAAAGUUUUACAACAAUGCAAAAGUGUUACAAUACUGCAAAGAGAAAUGUUGAAUGAAGACAAUGCAAAAAUAACAAGGGCAACCAGACAAACUGCAUCUUCUAUAAAAAUGAAUUUUUGUAACAAUUACUGUAAAUGAUGUAAUGAGAAAGAAACUUCAGUGAAGGGGAGCUUGGAGUCAAUUAUUGAAAGCUUUUAAAGUCCACUGUGAUUUUUUUGCCCCCUGCAUUAAAUUUAUGAUACUAUAUGCUGUUUUACACAUGAAUCUUUAGUAUUUGUUUUGGCAAGAAGCUUUUGAUAUGAGGCAUUCACUAUGUAGAGGAAUUUAUAAAUGAAGAAAUAGAUUUCAGGAAGGAGAUAGCUGUUGAUCAGCCAUUUCACACCAUAUUUUUUCAGCAAAAUAAUAACUAAUUCUUUUCUUUUCUCCCUCCUCAUUAAUUGCAUGGUUGUGGGCCACCGGAGCCAGACCAAAAAAGGAAGUCAGAUGAAUAGAAUGGGAUUGGAUCACUGUCAAUAUAGAGUCACUAUCAAUAUAGGCCAGACAUUUGUUAGGCAAAAAUUUAUUCCCCAUUUCUCCUAUAACAAAAUGCACCCAAAGGAAUUCACAAAGUAGUCUGCAGUUUUAGGUUAAUCUGAACUCAAGGGUGAAUUGGUGGUAUUGGAACUAAUAAUGUUUAUAAUUGUACUAUUAGCUUCAAUCUUUGAAAUUCCAGGGGCUUGAUGAGUUAUUUAUGUUCUAAAUCAGUAAGAGUGGAUACUUUUGGUUAUUAGUAGAUCAGAUUCUGGUGAAAUUAUUUAAACAUAUUUUUGUUAAAUUAUGAAUAAUUAACAGAGUCAUAAAAGUGGAUGUGAGUACAUGGCUAGGGGGAACAUUUAAUUUGUAAAAGUGGGUGAGGACAGGGAAGAAAAUAGAUGUGUUUUGUUAUGGAGAUGAUUGCAAUAUAACAGGAACUUGAUUGUUAGAGAAUCAAAAUUAUUUUAAUACUUUGGUUGUAAUCAGUGAUGACAAUGUAUUGGUGAUAGUAGUGAUUUUUCAAUGCUGUUGUUGGGGAAUUAUAUAAAAAUAUCAACUUAAUUUUUUCCUUGUUAGGAGAUUACUUUUUCUAAAGAUCUGCAGUUAUCUCCACAUUUUCUGAAUGUAAAAGAAGUUACUAUGAAGCUGAUCAAUCUAUUGACACAAAACAGCUCUUUACCUCUGUCUAUUUUUUAAACUAUUUAUAUUUGCAAUAAAAUUUACUAAUUA